CGGAAAUCUCCAAUCAAGAGAAAUGGCGGACAGACCGUCUAGAACGCAUAGAAACGUUCAGAAGGCAUCUCACUCUGAGCGAACCUGUGCAUCCAAGCGACAGGCGAUGGAGCAUAAUCGUGCAGAUCCUGCCCGUGAAAAAGAUGGCAAACGAGAAAGCAGGAGGUCCAAGCCCGAGAUGGCCCUCUACCGUCCAGGCAUGGGCUUACUACAGAAGAAAGCCGAUCAGUCUGGAACGCCUGAUGCCAAAGGGCAAAACCCCGUGCCAGGCUUGAAGGACCUUUCUCUGAAAGAUGGCGUCAAUGGGAAGUGGUCAGGCAACCGUGCCAAGCGACCCGACCAGCCCGUCUACACGCCACGGCAAGUCAAACCUUCAGCUGACCGGCCCACUGCUCUGCAUGAAGGGCGACCCAAGGCAGCUGUGGUGGACUCCAAGGGGCCGCCGUGUUCUACGAAACCUUUUCCCAUGGAGGGCACAAAGCCUGCGACCGAGAAGAAUGCCGAGGUCAGUGUAGAGAAGCUGCAGCAGCAUCCUCGCCCUGAAUCGGCACUGCAGAAUGGUCACCAGGAGCGUCGAGCAGAGACGAAAGCGACAGAGAACAGUGUGGAGCAUCCCAAAGAGAUCUCAAAAGCCCUCGAGGUGAUUGGGCCGCCAGCAUUGAAGCAGCAAGCAGUCGUUGGUGAGCGCUAUGGUCCUGGUGGUGACACGAGUGCUCCGAAGCCCGUGGAUUUAAGGUCUGACCGGAACUUUGCGAGGACUGGUCGACGGGGCAGGGGCAGUGGCAGGAGAAGUGGCCCUUUUCCUGACACUCGUGUUCAAGAGAACUGGGACAUCAGCGACGGCCCAGGAACUCUCAGUAAGCCUCAGCAAGGAGUGCCUGCCCGUACACCUGGCCAGCCAGUGCAGACUACGUCCCCUGAUCGUAGGAACAGCUUUUCCGAAGGGCCCCGACACAGUGGCUCUGACGAUGCCGAUGAGACUGAGCACGACGUCCGUCGGCGAGGGAUGAAGAAGAAAAUCAAAAAGAGGCGAAACAAGCCAAGGGACGACCAGCCAGUCGCAAACACUGCUGUCAAUGGGUUGUCGGUGAGCGGUCAUCACUCGGACGGCAAUGCAACAACGGAGGAAGACUGGAGCGGGGAACUCAUCGUGGAGUCGUCUGUGCACCCAAGGAUCUACAGCCAGGAGCAGGUGUCGGGAAACAACGGCACGAAAAGGCGGGAGAGAAAUGACAGCUACCAGAGCUCGUCCCCCGAGCCCUGUCGCUUCGGCGGGCGCAAGUUCAUCAACAGGCAUCGCCGCGAGUCGUUUUCCGAAGAGGAGAAAGACAAGGGCCCGACUCGAAGCCGAAAUGGACCUCUUCCGGCCCCCAUCAUCAAGGACUGGAGUGCGGCCGUGGCCGAGGAAGAAGAGCGCCAGAGGCACUCCCUCAGCAGGACUGUAGACAACGUGAGAAACGAUUCCAGUGAUACUUCCAGCUACCGUUCCACCUUUAUGGAAGUACAUCGCAAGAACCGCAAAAACGAUGCCUCAUCCCAAAAGGCCUCUCCUCCUAAAGCGCACGAGUCCCAGCUGCCUCCCCGCUUCCAGAAGCGUAACCGGCCUGCGACCCCCGAGAACACAGUCUCGUCGGCAGCCAAAGGUGGGCUCAUCCGACUUCCUUGCGACGUGAGCCUAAAUGGCUCCGGCCCAGCGGAGCACCAGUGUGACGAGAGGAGUGUGGUGGUGGCUCCCAUGUGCGGUAUGGGCCAGGAAAAGCCUCUGAUCGCAGUGAAGCCACAGCCUCACGUGCCGGUAGAUUCUAUCUACAGCAGGACAAUGCCGAUGGCACUGCAGCCUGGUUUCUCCCACCAUUAUGAACCAGCCCCGCCCUCUGUUAUGUCGCCACCGGUGGUGUCAGCGGCAUAUCCAACUGUGCCCGGUGUGCCGUUUUCGUGCCAUCACCCCAGCCACGGUUUGCCUACAGUGUACCAUGGUGACCAAGUCAUCGCACCGGAGUCGUAUGGUCGGAGCCGGAUAAAGCCGCUCGUGGAGAAGAACCUGCACGAUGCUGCCCUCCUGGAGCGAGAGCUGAUGAAUUACCUUUCCAAAGGCAUCCAGAACAUCGACACCAAAGCCAUGGGCCACUGCAGAUGGAAGCUACAGCUUCGGUAUGAGAACGUGAUCCUGGCUGACCCGAGGUACUGCGCUGAGAGGAACGUGGAGAAUGCACUCUGGAAGUCGGCCUUCUACCAAGGCAUCGAGGCAUUCCGUCGCAUCAUGGAAGAGUGCCCCGACUUUCAAGAGGAGGCCAAGAUGCAACUUCUCAACUUAGUUGACGAGGGCACCAUCUUCUACGAGAACCUGCUGGACAAGUUCCAGGAGACGUACGGCUUCAGCUUGAGCCAGUUCCUCGAGCCCGACCUCUGUGCUUCCCUGAGUGCCAGUUCCUCUUCGUCGGCUGGUGGUGUCGCCGGAGGCAGGGCCGUUCCGGACUCUGUCCGCCUAGUGCUCAUCUCGGUGCAGAAGAUAUACAUCUGCCUUGGGGACCUGGCUCGGUACAGAGAGCAAGCCAUGGGUACCACCAACUAUGGCAAAGCCCGAAGCUGGUACCUGAAGGCUCAGCAGAUAGCACCCAAGAAUGGCCGUCCAUACAACCAGCUUGCGAUUCUGGCACUCUAUGCGAGGCGGAAGCUCGAUGCAGUCUACUACUACAUGCGAAGCCUAGCAGCAAGCAAUCCUUUCCUGACAGCGAGAGAGAGUCUUCUGGCCCUCUUCGACGAUGCUAGGAAAAAGUACGACCAUCUAGAGCGCAGGAGGCUGGAGGAAGAAGGCGCCAGCCAACAGCCGAGUCUGGAGAGCCCAUGCGACGAAGAGCGGACGGAGAUCUGGAUCAGGCCAGACGGGACCACUUCUCACUGGAGCAGCCGACAGGGGGACCAAGCGUCGCGCGAGGUCGAGCAGCUGUCGCAGCUUUCUACAAUUGAUCUCAAUAAACGGUACGUCUUGAGUUUCCUGCACGUCCACGGCAAGCUCUUCACCAAGGUUGGUAUGGAAACGUUCUCCGAGACUGCUCGUCGGAUGCUGAUGGAAUUUCGGUGCCUACUCCAAAGGACACCGGCUGCUGUCACCAAUAGCCGGCAUCUGCAGCUCCUCGCAAUCAACAUGUUUACCGUAGCGAACACAUGUUUAAAAGAUCGCAACAUGGAGCCAGACUGCCGGUCACUGCUCCAGGAGCAGAGCCUGCAGGUGGCACUCGCCCAUGUGGCCAUUGUUAUGGAACGGGCCACGCAGCUGCUGCAGCAGAGCUCGUCCUCCCCAUCGUCCUCAACUUCGUCCUCGCCUGGCGGACCCUCCUUCUCGUCGCGCGUCUCCCUUUCAGACGAGCUGGCUGAGCUGCUGCCCACCCUGAAGCUGUGGACUGACUGGAUGUCCUGCCAGAAACGGCUCUGGAUUCCCCCACCUACACCCUGUGACUACAACACCAGUGUGAAAGGCAAUGUCUGGACAACGCUGGCAGACCUUUUGACAGUCCUGUGGAGGUUGAACCUGGGUGACAUCAAGUUCUUCAAGGAGCCCGCAGAAGAUCGUGAGCUGGUGACAUUACCUGAAGAUGCCACCCUGGCCAGCUUUGUGCCCCUACUGGGAGCUCCCCAGGAAGCUUUCUACGUACAAGUGCCAUGUGACCGGGAGCGAGCUCGCAACUGCCUCCGAAUCAACCGGAUCCAGUUCUUCGGGGACUACCUGUGUGGCAUCUCGCCGCCCUACCUGGAGUUCAAUGUGGAACGCAAGCGCUUUGUCUCUCUCAUCGCUGUCUCCGACACGGAGUCUGACUCGGAGAAGGAACUGACCUACGAUUCUGGAUUUGGGGGAGUGGAAAACACUGGCUCGACAAGCGCGUGCCUGGCGCCGUUGCAGUCUGAAGACGAGCUGGAACUGGGUGACUCACUGGAUGACCAGGAGGCACCGCUCAAGUCCGGAGAGGAGGAGAGCGAGAUCCAGAGGUUGUGGACCAAGAAGGAGCAGCUGCGGAAGGCGAAGGAGCAGCACGAACGCCAGCAUGCCUGCGUCCAAGCGGUUCUACAGGAGCACCGGAGCAAGCAGGCGGCCAUGCUUGAGAUCAGGCCCCGGUUUCUCAUUCCGGACACCAACUGCUUCAUCGACCACCUGCCGCUCGUCCAGAAGCUGGUCGCCGACGGACACUUCAACGUCUACGUGCCCAUCGUCGUAUUGAACGAGCUGCACGGGCUUGCACGAGGGGGGUCCCGUCCAGGACCCUGUCCCGACCACUGUGAGAAGGUGGGCUCGAGUGCCAGAGCUGCUCUCACUUACCUGGAGGAGAGGUUUGGCCAGCGUGAGCCGAAGCUGCGAGCGAUUACCAUCAGGGGCUCCAUUCUGGACACCAUCGGCUUCCGCAGCGAGGAUCUGGGCGACUACAAGGGGACCAAUGAUGACCAAAUUCUGACGUGCUGCCUGCUGCUUUGCAGCGAUCGUACGGAGCAUGCACUUCCAAGGGAGCCUGACGCACCAGUGAAACUGUACCGCGAAACAGUGCUGAUCACCGAGGACCGGAACCUGUGCGUGAAAGCCCUGACACACAACGUGCCCGUUCGGGACCUGCCAGCCUUCCUCCGUUGGGCCAACAUUUCGUGAGGGCAGCGUACGAAAGAAAGGGAAA
Molecule: messenger RNA, 4658 nt
Organism: Rhipicephalus sanguineus (brown dog tick)
Lineage: Eukaryota; Metazoa; Arthropoda; Arachnida; Ixodida; Ixodidae
Gene: Smg6
Product: telomerase-binding protein EST1A
Exons: 19
Coding region: 23-4633 (1536 amino acids)
Biological process (GO): nuclear-transcribed mRNA catabolic process, nonsense-mediated decay
Cellular component (GO): telomerase holoenzyme complex
Molecular function (GO): telomeric repeat DNA binding; protein binding; telomerase RNA binding
Source: RefSeq, a predicted model, not a curated record